CGCUGCGCGUGACGCGGAUCACAUAACCCACUGUCAACAUCCAGUAUGGCUGACGGGGACAGCCAGAGAUGUGUGAGCGCUUUAUUGAACGGAAUCACUCAGAGACUUUAUUACGGUAAUACAGAAAUCACAGAGGAGUUUUUGAAGAAUGAGCUCUACGCCGAGAUGACGCAGGACGAGUUCCGCGCGCUACAUGACAAGAUGAGGUCGCUUCUGAAGUCCAUCGCAUCAGCGGACAUGGAUCAGACGCAGCUCGAAGCUUUCCUCACGGCGCAGACGCGUAAGCAGGGUGGAGGUGGUGUGACUCCAGAGCAGGCGGCCGCUCUGGCGCGCUUCUGGAAGGCCCACCGGACGCGGGUGCGAGAGAGUCUGUUGGCUCAGAGUCGCUGGGAGCCUGGCCUCAGGGGCCUGAAGUGGAGAGUGGACCUGCACACAUCCGCCAGCAGGGGGCAGGUGUCCAACAGCCCUGUGGCACUGGUGGAGUUAGAGCUUGGCCGCACUGGAGAGACAUGUCCUGGAAAAAUGAAGUCACACCACUCUCUGGGGUUUCAAAUCGGUAGGUAGUUGUGGCAUGUUGGGUGUUUGUUCAAAGAUGUGUGUGGUGAAAAGUAUGUGUGCAGCUUAACAUCUGUAAGCCUCAGCUAAAGUUGAGACCGCUUGAGCUAAAAUAAUACUGAGAGUAUUUUAAGAUUUUUAAAUUAAGAGAUGUUAACAAAUAGCAUACUGUAGUGAAAUGAUUUUGCAUCAUUGAAUGAGCAAAGAUCAUGUUGUUUUUAUGAUCUUUAAACAAAUUAUUAGUAUCAACAGCAUUGCAUGUUAUUGCGUGUGCGUUAACUACCUGCCAGACAAGUGUUGAAUAAGUACUAGAUAAUGCAAAUUGAAGAUCAAAUGAGAAAAGUUGCUGCCAAGAAGAUUUCUUACCAGAAGCAAAGUUGUAUUUAGCAUAUUUAUAUUAAAAUUAAAAUCUGUUGAUUGACAGAUAUUCAGAGAUCUUGAAUAAUCUUCUGUAACUGCACAGCUGUGAACCAUUUCUGCUUUCCAUGACAGUCUUCCUAAAACUACAUUGAAUAUCUAUGGAAAGCAUAAAUUAAUAAUUAUGAAGAGACAGUACUGCUGUGUAAGUGGAAAAACACUCUCAAUGUAUUGUCUUUACCCCUUGGGGUUUGGUUAUUAAUUAUGUAUUAAUAAUAUAAAUUAGAGCUGCACGAUUAAUCAUAUCGCAAUCGCGAUGUCAAGCUUGUGCGAUUAUAUGACGCAAAAUGCUGCGAUUUUAUGAAAUAAAAAUAAUAAUAAUAAUUUAAUAAAUAAAUAAAUACAUGUGUGGACACGACAACCCAUUCUCUGAGAGCCGUUUGCCCAUUUUAUACACCGCUAACAAAAAGAAGACCUUUCAGUUUAAGCAGUGGCACGUGUGGCGCGCAUGGUCAUGUCAAGACUAUUUCCAGUGUGCAGCGCAGAGAACAGGUAGAUGGAUGCGGAGCAAACGGUCACUGAACUGGUGGCAAGAAAAAAUGCUACCUCUGUAUGGUAGCAUGGCGAUAUUUUGGCUAUAAGAUUAUAAACCCAGAUUAGUAGUGGUUAAACGGAUCGUUGUUGAUCCGUGAUCCGUACGGACCAAGGCCCACGGUUCGGGACGCAUGUGUUUCGCGGAUCAAUUGCAACUUUAACCGCAAUAGAGUGAAAGGUUAUCAUUUGAACGUGUUUGUCUUGCUAGUUUACACAUUAAAUAGAUAUAAUAAAACCAUUCCAGCGCGCUAGAAGAGG
Molecule: messenger RNA, 1764 nt
Organism: Megalobrama amblycephala (Wuchang bream)
Lineage: Eukaryota; Metazoa; Chordata; Actinopteri; Cypriniformes; Xenocyprididae
Gene: commd1
Product: copper metabolism (Murr1) domain containing 1
Exons: 3
Coding region: 46-564 (172 amino acids)
Biological process (GO): positive regulation of protein ubiquitination; copper ion homeostasis; negative regulation of sodium ion transmembrane transport
Cellular component (GO): endosome
Source: RefSeq, a predicted model, not a curated record